This is a messenger RNA of Myxozyma melibiosi, 1004 nucleotides long. RefSeq names its product ribosomal protein L21-like protein. The record is from RefSeq and is a predicted model, not a curated record. The transcript has a single exon. Gene Ontology annotation, cellular component: mitochondrial large ribosomal subunit; ribosome. Gene Ontology annotation, molecular function: structural constituent of ribosome. The coding region runs from base 80 to 661 and encodes 193 amino acids. Lineage: Eukaryota; Fungi; Ascomycota; Lipomycetes; Lipomycetales; Lipomycetaceae.
CACGAAAAUAUUUUGAUUUCGCUCUCCUCGAAUUGAACAUCGUCGACAGCAACAGCAGCAUCAGCACAGCACCAGCAACAUGGCUGCGCUCUGGAGAAACAUGCUCGGCGCGUUCGAGCGCUCAAUGGCGCUGAGAAGUAGCAGCAGAACAACGACCUCCGUCUUCCGGCGACUCGCGUCCACCUCCGCCGCCUCGCCGUCGGUCUCCCUCGACUCGGCGCUGGCCUCCGCCUUCCCCGAAGUCAACACCACAGUCACGAACCCGACCCCCGAGCAGCUCGCAGCUGCUUUCAAACCGAGCAGUCAUCUUUAUCACUCGCUGCAGACGCCUCUCUACGCCACCGUCAAGCUUCACACGCACAAGUUCCUCGUCUCGGUAGGCGACACCGUCACGCUGCCGUUCCGGAUGAAGGACGUCGAGGUUGGAGAUGUUAUUCGCCUGACGCAGAUCGAGAGCCUGGGUUCCCGGAAGCUGACGUGGAAGGGCGAGCCAUUUAUUGAUGACGAGCGGUGUGUCGUCCGCGCAAGAGUGGUUGAGGAAACGAAGGAGCCGCUGAGAGUCAAGAUCCGCAAGAAACAGCGCACCAGACGGACGAAGCACAUCAAGAGCAAACACACUUUCACCGUCCUCACUAUCUCUGAAAUCGGAUACAACCCAUGAGUUGUAGUUGUUGUCGAUCGUUGUAAAUAGUUGUUAUCUAAUGUAUAUCUAUAAUUCAUCUCAACAAUUAAUGCUUUUCUACGACAUCUACGACGGCACAAUCAAGCUACACUGAAUAAAAUAUACAUCUACAACCCAAUGGCAGUAGCUGUAAUUAUUCUGUUAUUCUAAUGAAUAUCUACCAGUAGCUGUAAAUAGUCUGUUCUAAUGUACAUCUACUCAUAUCUGUAAUAGCGUCACAAUUCAUUCAUUAAACAAAGCUUUUCUACGACAGCACAAACAAACAACACUGAACAAAAGCAAAACAUAUACUAUACAUGCAAACAAUCUAACUCCAAAAUAA